AGUGGAAUUCUUUGGUUUGGUGGAAGGGCUAGUUUGUGUCGUUUAAUAAGGUUAUGUGCAAGUGUGUGUUUGUGUAGUAUAAAUAAUUUGGUUUAAGCUUAAGGAAAAAUGGCGAGAAGAAUACAGGAACCAGAUGCGACGAUUGCAUACGUGCAGAUGGAUGGCUUGGCUGUUAUGAAGAUGAUUAAACAUAGCCAUGAGGAGGCCACCAGGAACUUGGAAGUGGCGCAGGGUGCAUUGCUUGGUCUUGUCGUGGACAAUCGUUUGGAAAUCACAAACUGCUUUCCAUUUCCAAAACAUAAUGAUGAAAGCAUAGAUGAAGAGGAAUACCAGCUGGCCAUGAUGCGUCAACUGCGGAGAGUAAAUGUUGAUCAUUUCCAUGUUGGUUGGUACCAGAGUGCUGAUGUGGGGAACUUUUUAAGUCUUCCCCUUCUGGAAUCCCAGUACCACUACCAGACAUCUAUUGAAGAGUCAGUUGUUGUCAUUUAUGAUACCCAGAAAACAGCACGUGGAUUCUUAGCUCUGAAAGCAUAUAGAUUAACUCCUCAAGCUAUUCAAAUGUAUAAAGAAAAUGAAUUCACCCCAGAAGUUUUACGGAACCUGAAAAUAGGUUAUGAAAGUUUAUUUACAGAAGUACGAAUUGUAAUUAAAAACUCUCACUUGACAAAUAUUAUGUUGUCAGAGUUGGCAGAAAUGGUACCGGAGGAAGAAGGAACCAAAUUUCUUGAUUUGGGAACAGCGUCUGUUUUGGAAAACCAGUUGCGUUGCCUCAUGGACAGAGUUGAUGAAUUGAAUCAAGAGGCCAUUAAGUUCAAUCGCUACCAACAACAGGUUAAUAGGCAGAUUCAGGAUAAAAACAGAUAUCUACAAAAGAGGGCACAAGAAAAUGCCAACAGACAAGGUAAAAAUGAGCCACCUCUUCCUGAAGAAGACAUCAAUAAGCUGUUCAGGCCAAUUCCUGUGCCGCAGCGUCUCAAUCCUAUGAUAGUAUCUGGCCAAAUAAAUACUUAUAGUCAACACAUAUCUCAGUUUUGCUCACAGGCUCUUGCAAAAUUGUAUAUCACUCAAGCACUCCAGAGUGCAAAGGAAAGCAAAAACCAUUAAGUUGUGUGUCAGUUAUUGUCUGAAUUGUAUCUUGAAAUAAAUGUGUGUGAUAUU
Molecule: messenger RNA, 1158 nt
Organism: Schistocerca americana (American grasshopper)
Lineage: Eukaryota; Metazoa; Arthropoda; Insecta; Orthoptera; Acrididae
Gene: eIF3h
Product: eukaryotic translation initiation factor 3 subunit H
Exons: 6
Coding region: 109-1104 (331 amino acids)
Cellular component (GO): eukaryotic translation initiation factor 3 complex; eukaryotic 43S preinitiation complex; cytosol
Molecular function (GO): protein binding; translation initiation factor activity; metallopeptidase activity
Source: RefSeq, a predicted model, not a curated record